Perca fluviatilis (European perch) is the source of this 9645-nucleotide messenger RNA. RefSeq names its product laminin, alpha 1 (gene lama1). Gene Ontology annotation, cellular component: basement membrane. Gene Ontology annotation, biological process: camera-type eye development; axon guidance; regulation of cell migration. The record is from RefSeq and is a predicted model, not a curated record. Lineage: Eukaryota; Metazoa; Chordata; Actinopteri; Perciformes; Percidae. Gene Ontology annotation, molecular function: signaling receptor binding; extracellular matrix structural constituent.
AUGUGGGGUAGCCCAGGCACAAAAUGCCCUCUCUUGGGUUUUUCUGGCCCCCGAAUCCCCACCCCUGCCCAUCCCCCCGCCCCCAGCACCCCCAUCCAAAACCGUCACCCCCUUCCCCCCACCACGCCCAGCACGCCCCCCCACCCACACCAUCCCACCCACCCAACCCCCAGCCCCACCCUACCCCAGCCUUAUGCACUAUGGUCCCACAGCCCACCCCAUGGCCCACCCAUGGCAAGCUCUGCCCAGGCUAUGUCAGUGCCUAUGCCCCACGCUAGCCCACCUAUGGCCAACGCUCCACCCACCCUCCCCAGUCACAAACGAGACCUCCGCCCACCCAUAGCCACAUGGCCCAGGUUGGCCCCCAGCAGCAUGGUCCCCAGCUAUGGCCCCCACCUGCCAUGCCCCAGCACCCCAGCAGCCUAUGCCCCCAGCCCCAUGGCCCAAGCUAUGGCCCCCAGCCAGCCUAUGGCCCCCAGCCAGCCUAUGGCCCCCAGCCUGCCUAUGGCCCCCAGCCUGUCUAUGGCCCCCAGCCAGCCUAUGGCCCCCCAGCCUGUCUAUGGCCCCCAGCCAGCCUAUGGUAACUGGGUCCUGGAGCGCUCUCUGGACGGUGUGACCUUUGACCCCUGGCAGUUCUACGCCAUCAGUGGCUCUGAGUGCCUGUCUCACUACAACGUGACGCCGAGGCUCGGCCCCCCAACCUACAAGAGAGACAAAGAGGUCAUCUGCACCUCCUACUACUCUAGGCUCAACCCACUGGAGCAUGGGGAGAUCCACACCUCCCUGAUUAAUGGCCGCCCCGGCGCUGAUGAUCUGACCAAUGAGCUGCUGAACUUCACGUCAGCUCGUUACAUCAGACUCCGGCUGCAGCGAAUCAGAACGCUCAACGCUGACCUCAUGACGCUGAGCACCCGGGACCCCCGAGAGAUAGACCCCAUCGUCACCAGGAGGUACUAUUACUCCAUCAAAGACAUCUCCGUGGGGGGCAUGUGCAUCUGUUACGGCCACGCCCAGAGCUGCCCGCUGGACCCCGUUACCAAGAAAAUGCAGUGUGUGUGUGAACACAACACAUGUGGGGAGAGCUGUAACGAGUGUUGCCCCGGUUACCACCAGCAGCCAUGGCAACCAGGAACCAUCUCAGAGGGAAACACCUGUGAGAAGUGUAACUGUCACAACAAGGCGUCUGACUGUGUGUAUAACCAGACCGUCUCUGAUUGGUCGCUGAGUCUCGACGCUAACGGCGUGCGUCGGGGGGGCGGAGUCUGUUCCAGCUGUCAGCAGAACACGGGGGGGGUCAACUGUGAGAACUGCAGGGAGGGGUACUACAGGCCCUCAGAGGUGUCUCCAUACUCUGACUCUCCCUGUGUGGACUGUGAGUGUGAUCUGAGAGGAUCUGAGUCUUCAGUCUGCAGCAGAGACGACACACAGCCAGGGGUGUCUGCAGGCCAGUGUGUGUGUAAAGAAGGCUUCUCAGGUCUGCGGUGUGAUCGCUGUGCGUUUGGCUUCAGAGACUUCCCUCUGUGUUCCCGCUGUGAGUGCAGCCUGUCAGGCAGCAGCAACACUGACCCCUGCAGCACCUGCACCUGCAAGGUGAAUGUGAUGGGGGCUCACUGUGAUCUGUGUAAACCUGGUUUCUACAACCUGCAGGCCGGGAAUCCUCUCGGCUGCUCUGACUGCUUCUGCUUCGGAGUCUCGGACGUCUGUGAGAGUUCAGACUGGAAGACAGCACAGGUGCAUCAUACGGACGCUUGGCUCCGCCCCCCUCCGGCCCUCCAAUCACUGCAUGUUGUCCACGGCAACGAUCUCCCCAUCCCCAACAACUCCUCUGGCCCCGCCCACCAACACGUGCUGUUGUGGGCGGCGCCCGGCGGUUUCCUCGGCAACAAGCUGGGGUCUUACGGAGGCUUCCUGACCUUCUCUCUGGGUUAUGACGUCCCAUUGGAUAAUGAAGACCACGCCCUCCGCGCCCACGCUGACAUCAUCAUCCAGGGAAACGGGCGAUCUCUCCUUCUUGCCCCCCCUUUCCUCCUCUUCCUGUCCGAGCUGGCCGAGAGGUCGGUUGCCGUGCCAAUCGUCCCGAAGAGUUUCCUGGACGAGGAGACGGGCAUCCACGUUACCCAUGAUGCACUGCUGUCGGCGCUCAGCAACGUGACAUCACUGAGGGUCAGAGUUCAUCUCAACGCCUCCGCAGACGGACCCAUACGCCUGGUUACACCUGUCUCAGCAGAUACCGUAUCUCUGGACGUCGCUGACCCGACUGCAGUUUCUGGCGACCCGGCGGUUGCCGUAGAGACGUGUGAGUGUCCGUGGGGUUACAGCGGCACUUCCUGUGAGGCGUGUCUCCCAGGGUUCUACCGGCUGGGGGGGGUCCUGUUUGGGGGGAACUGUCUCCAGUGUGAGUGUAACGACCACGCAGCCCAGUGUGACGUCAACGGAGUCUGUCUGGGUUGUUCCCAUAACACCAGUGGUCCUCACUGUGAUCAAUGUCUUCCUGGUUUCUACGGCGAAGCCACCGAGGGGACGGCGUCCGACUGCCGUGUGUGUGCGUGUCCUCUGAUGGAGACGUCCAACAGCUUUAGUCCUACCUGUGUGUUGGAGGAGUCUGGUCAGGUGUUGUGUGACCGAUGUCAGGACGGUUACACAGGAGCUCGCUGUGAGAGGUGUGCCAGUGGUUUCCAUGGUAACCCCCAGGUGGUGGGCGGGGCCUGUGAGCGCUGUGAGUGUAACGGGAACGUGGACGUCAGCGAGGCGGGGCACUGCCACACCGUCACCGGGGAGUGUCUGCGUUGCCUCGGCAACACGGCCGGAGCACACUGCGAGGUCUGUCAGCCGGGUUACUAUGGAGACGCCGUGCACGCCAAGGACUGUCAGGCGUGCGGCUGUGAUGUCAGCGGCGCCCUGUCCAGUGUCUGUGAUGUCACAACGGGUCAGUGUCUGUGCAGAGAAAACGUGACGGGACGUGCUUGUGACCGCUGCCAGUCUGGGUUUUUUGGGCUGCAGAGCGGCCGGGGAUGUCAGCCCUGUAGCUGCAGCCAAUCAGGAUCUCUCUCUGAGUCAUGUGACGAGGAGGGGCGGUGCCAGUGUGUGGAGGGCGUGGCCGGAGACACGUGUGACCGCUGUAGCCAUGGUUACUUUGGUUUCGCCGCCAUCGGCUGCACAGCAUGCACCUGUGAACACACCAGAGGGAACUGUGACCCGGAGAGCGGCGAGUGCAUCUGCCCCCCCCACACGGAGGGAGCCACCUGCGACAGGUGUGAGGACGGUUACUGGGGUCACGACCCCGUCACAGGCUGCAAGCCGUGCAGCUGCAGCGCAGCGGGAAGCUCCGCCCCUCAGUGUGAGCUGACCAAUGGGCAGUGUCUCUGCAGAGAGGGCUUCUCUGGCAGGUCAUGUGACCAGUGCGCCCCCGGUUACCACGGUUACCCAGAAUGCUCGGCGUGCGGCUGUGACAUGACGGGAACGGACGAGAAGUUCUGCAACACGACGCUGGGAGUGUGUGACUGUCGAGACAACGGGGAGUGUGUGUGCAAGCUGGGUGUGUCUGGACGGCGCUGUGAGGAAUGUGUCUCUGGAUGGUUCGGCCUAUCAGCCGAGAGUCCAGCCGGCUGCUCUCAGUGUUUCUGUUCAGGACUCAGCUCGGCCUGCGAGGAGCAGGGAGGCCUGCUCAGAGUACCAAUCACCCUGGCUGACUCUGCUGCUGACCUGUCAUUGGUCAGCCAGUCUAACCUGCAGGGCGUAGUGUCUGGAGUCUACCAGCAGGGCGGCGACACGCUGCUGGACACCCGGCAGCUCAACAGCAGCCGGCUGACCGUCCUCUACUGGGGCCUCCCCAGUACCAAGGCCCCCAGUACCAAGGGCCCCCAGGUAACACCUUCACAUCUGGAAGCCCCCCAGUACCAAGGCCCCCAGGUAACAGCUUCACAUCUGAAGCUCCCCCAGUACCAAGGCCCCCAGGUAACAGCCUUACAUCUGAAGCUCCCCCAGUACCAAGGCCCCCAGCUGCUGGUGUACGGCGGCCUGCUGUCUUACAUCAUCACUUUCUACGCUGAGGACGGCUCGGGGCUGUCCAAUCGGGAGCCUCAGAUCCUGAUGAGGGGCGGGGCCAUGAGGAAGCUGGUCAUAUACACGGACAUGGUCGCCCCUGGCAACGGCGUCAGGACUCAGCACGACAUCAGGAUGACAGAGCACAACUGGAAGUAUUUUAACUCAGUGUCUGAGAAGCCGGUGAGUCACGCUGACUUCAUGUCCGUUCUCAGUGACGUUGAGUACGUCAUCAUCAAGGCUUCUUAUGGGACACGACUGCAGCAGAGCAGGAUCUCUAACAUCACCAUGGAGACAGCAGUGGAGGCGGGGCUAGAUGAGGAAGGAGGCGUGGCCAGACUGAUUGAGUCCUGCAUCUGUCCUCCGGGAUACACGGGACUGUCCUGUCAGGAGUGUGCUGCAGGAUUCUUCCGGCAGCCUGUGUCUGAGUUGUCGUCUCAGAAUCUGAAGUCUCUGCUUGUUCGUCCGUGUGUUCGAUGCCGCUGCAACGACCACAGCGAGCGCUGCCACCCGGAGACUGGAGCCUGUCAGGGCUGUGAGCACCACACCAGCGGACCGAGCUGCGAGCGCUGUGCCCCGGGGUAUUAUGGGAACGUCAGCGGCUCCAUCAGCGACUGCUCGCUGUGUGCCUGCCCCCUGCGGGACAACAGUUUCAGUCCCAGCUGUGUGUCAGAGGGAGAUUUUGGGGAUUUCCGCUGCACAGCCUGCCAGACAGGAUACGAGGGGAGAUACUGCGAGAGGUGUUCGGUUGGUUACUAUGGGAACCCGUCGGUGGCGGGCGGCAUGUGCCGGCGCUGCAGCUGCAGUGGGCGGGGCUCGCUGCACCCGCUGUGUGACGCGCUGACUGGACAGUGUGAGUGUAAGGCCGGGGUCAAAGGUCACACAUGUGACCACUGUGAGGAGAGACACGUCCUGCAGGAAGAGGAGUGUGUGUCGUGUGAUGACGAGUGUACCGGCGUUCUAUUGGACGAUCUGGAACAAAUACACAACGACUUCCUGUCUGUCAACCUGAGCGCUGUUGCCAUGGCGCCGUACCGCCAGCUGGUGCUGCUGGAGAACACGACAAGAGACAUCCAGACGGCGUUCACAGAGAACGGCUCGGUGGCUCUGCGUCUGUCCGGAGUGGAGGAUGAACUCAGUCAUGUGACCUCUGACCUCAGCGCUCUGCAGCAGCAGGUCUCCCGUCUGUCUAACGACCUGAAGAAAGUGGGCGUGUCCACCAACCAGAGCCUUUCCCAGGGUGCAUUGCUGCUGGAAGGAAUCAGCAGCCUUCAGGAAAACAUCCAGAAGCUUCAGAGGGAGGCGGGGCUUCUGAACCAGAGUGCUGUGGAGCAGCUGGAUUCAGCCAAUCAGAAGGCUCUGCUGGAGGAGGUGACCGCCAUGUUGGAAACCCUCCGCGCCGUCAACAUGUCGGCCGCCGGGGCAGCGGCCAAUCAGGAGCUCCGCCUAUCGGAGUCUCUGCUCCGCUCGCUGCGGGAGGACUUCCUUGACACAGCUGCUGGCAGGCUCCUCCCCCUCUCCCGCACCUCUGUGCGUCUAUUGGAAGAGCUGCAACAGGCAGAGACACAGCUGAGCGACAGCGCUGGCGGCUAACAAACACACACACUGCUGGAUGCCGCACACACUCAGCUACAACACUACCAGUCUGCGUGUCAGAGCCUGACUGAGGACUACCUGUUGAUGGAGGGACAGAUGGAGGACAGUCAGGUGAUGCUGUCCCACAUCCUGGACCUGAGCCAGGACAUCACCAACAGAACCUCCAUGGUAGAUCAGCUGAGUGAACAGCUGGCUCGGUGGCGCCCCCUGCUGAUGAAACAGGUUGACUCUCUGGUCGUUGGACUGAAGAUGAGCGAUGCUCUGGAGAAGGUUUACAGCGCAGAAAGCCACGCCCAGCUGCUCCAUAGCCACGCCCACUCUGUGCACAGCUCUUUGUCGUCGGUGUGUAACGUGUCUCAGAACAGCAGCCGAUUGGUUCAGCUGGACAGUGACAUCACAGAACCAGUGGACUCGGCGCAGCAGGUCGCCGCCAUCGCCCAAUCAGCCGCCUCGCUGGCUCUCAACACGAGCGUCCAAUCAGAGCUGCCGCUGUCAGAAGAGGGCGGAGUCAGACUGAAAGCCAGCGCUGCACUUUUAGAAGAAAGUCAACGAAUCAACGAGACCGCUGAAGAGCUGCAGCUGAAUGUCUCCAUGGUAACCAGCCGGCUGGGAUUGGUCAGAGACAGCGUGCGUAACUCCAGCCUACUCCUGCGUCAGCCAAUCAGAGAGCUGCAGAGCCUGUUUAACGGCUCCUCUGAUUGGCUGGAGGUCGUGACCCUUCAGGCGUCUCGCUCCAGCCUGCAGGAGGCGCUGCAGCGGCUACACCGCCUCACACUGCAGCUACAGAACUCUUCUUCUGUGGUGGUCAACACCAACAACACUGUCAGGGAGACCAACAAGCUGGUGAUACACACACACUCAGCAGCCAAUGAGGCGCAGCGUAAGCUGGAAGAGGCAGAGCAUCGUACGGAGCGUCUGAUGGAGCGGAUCAAGCCGCUGAGCAUGCUGGGAGAAACGCUGAGCAGGAACCUGUCUGACAUCAGAGAGCUGAUCGACCAGGCCAGACGCCAGGCCGCCUCGAUUAAGGUGGCCGUGCAGGCCGACAGAGACUGCGUUCGCUCCUACCGGCCGCAGAUCCUCUCCAGUAACUUCAACACUCUGAGUCUGGUCGUCAAGACAACCAGCCCCGAAAACCUGCUCUUCUUCCUGGGCAGCAACACCACGGUGGACUUCCUGGCCGUAGAGAUGCAUGCUGGGAAGGUGUCUCUGGUUUGGGACGUGGGUUCAGGCAGCAGCAGACUGGACUUUCCUGGACUGGACAUCAGCAACAACCAGUGGACCAGAAUCAAUGCCACACGGUUCGGUGCCCACGUCUCUCUGUCGGUCCAUCAGCUGGAGGCGGAGGCGGCGCCGUUGCCCGCGGUGACGGCGACGUCGCCGGGCCCGGCCCGCAUUUUAGACGUCGACGAGAACUCGGUGAUCCACGUCGGAGGAAUCGGACCAGAGACCCGGCGGCCGGCGCCGCUGGGGGGGGCCAGCUUCCAGGGCUGCCUGGGGGGGGCCUCGCUCAACGAGAAGAACAUCGGACUCUGGAACUACGAGAGAAGGACUGGGGGCUGUGGGGGCUGCUUCAGCAGUCCCCAGGCGGAGGAGACCUCCUUCCACUUUGAUGGAUCUGGCUUCUCAUUGGUUCAGAAGUCUCUGCGAGCGACCUCCACCUCCAUCGUGCUGCUGUUCAAAACGCUGUCGCCGGGCGGAUUACUGCUGUACCUGGCCUCCAACAACACUAGGGACUUCCUGUCCAUGGAGCUGGUGGAGGGUCAUGUGCGUCUGACCUUUGACCUUGGCUCCGGCGCUCUGACCUUGACCUCCAACAGGAAGUACAACACCGGCGUGUGGUACAAGAUCACGCUGCAGAGGAGCAAACGCAAAGGUUACCUGUCCAUCAUGGCUGCCGACCAAUCAUCAGAGAAGGAGGUUUUGGAGGCGGAGUCUCCCGGCUCGGCCUCGGACCUGAACCGCUCCGACCUGGACCCCAUCUACAUUGGAGGACUUCCUGCCUCCCGCCCAAUCAGGCGACAGGUGGUGUCCAGGUCGUACGUGGGCUGCAUAAAGAACGUCGAGAUCGCCCGGUCCAACUUCGACCUGCUGAGAGACGCGUACGGCGUCCGCAAGGGCUGCGUCCUCGAGGCGGUGCGCAGCGUGUCGCUGUUGGCCGGUGGCUUCGUUCAGAUCGCGGCUCCGUCACUCGGUCAGGAGGCGGAGCUUCUCUUCUCCUUCUCCUCCCUCAACCAAUCAGGAGUCCUGCUGGCUGCCUUCAGCGAGGAGCGCACACAGAGAAAGCACUUCCUGUCGGUGCAGCUGUUCUCCGGCGCGCUGGAGGCGGAGCUUGGCGAGGUGGGCGGAGCUACUCGGAAGGUGACGGCAGUGAAACCUGACGGAGAGUCCUUCAGCGACGGGACAAAACACUCUGUCAUCAUCAACGUCAACAGGAAGUCUCUGUCUCUGCAGGUGGACGAGGAACAAAGGAAGUCUGUCUCUCUGUUGCCGGGCGGAUUAUCUCGUCUGUCUCCAGCCUCUUUCUUCAUUGGUGGGCUGCCAUCAGGGGAGGAGUCUCGUCUUCCAAUCAGAUUACAGGAGGUGUACCGGAGUUUCAGAGGUUGCAUCCAACACCUGGUGCUGUCCGGAGCACUGGUGGACCUAUCAGGGGCUGUGAAGUACGAGGGGGCGGAGCUCGACAGCUGCCUAUUGGAGGAGAGGGCCGAGGGGGUGGUGCUUCCUGAAGACCAGGAUGUAGAGCCAACUGCUGACCCUGCCCCCCUGCCUGGAGCCCCGCCCACUCAGCUGGGCGCCAUACCACCCGGAGCGCUCACGUGUGCGUUGGAGGUGGAGCCUAGCUUACUGCCGGCGGCGGUUCAGUUCGGUUCGUCCAAACACAGUCACAUGACCUUCAUCAUCGCCCCGGACAAGGUCAGGAAGAGUGUGUCUCUGAAGUUGUCGGUGCGAAGCCGAGCGUUGGACGGCUUGCUCCUCCUCCUGUCAGACUCCAAACAGAUGGACUUCGUCGUCCUCCGACUGACCGCCGGACGCCUGAUGAUGUCAGCAGACCUGGGCAGAGGCCCCGCCUCCAUCACCUCCUCGGUCGCCGUUAACGAUGGAGAGUGGCAUGCUGUGACCGGUGAGGUGAGCCGGAGGUCUCUGUCGGUGUCGGUAGACGGGUUGAGUCCUGACUCUGCGUCUCUGAGAGGAAACCAGCUGGACGUAGACAGCAGCCUCUACCUGGGAGGACUACCACACACACACUCCACCCGCAGGAUCAAUGCCAGCAGCAGUAUAUCAGGAUGUGUUCGCUCCGUCAGUCUCAACGGCGCCAUGUUGGAUCUGUCCAAGCCCGCCUCGCAGCAUGAUGUCACUUCCUGUUUCACCACCGACCAGACAGGAAGUUACUUCAAUGGCAGCGGAUACGCCACUCUCAUGCGUGAUGGUUACAAGGUCGGCUCUGACGUGUCAGUGUCUCUGGAGUUUCGAACGAGCCAAUCAGACGGAGUGUUUCUGGGAAUCAGCAGCGCCAAGGUGGACGCCAUCGGACUGGAGAUGAUCAACGGACAGGUGGUGUUUAACGUGAAUAACGGCGCUGGCCGAGUAUCGGUGCGUUCCAUUGGUCCGUUGCUGUGUGAUGCGCGCUGGCACCGCCUCCUGGCCAGGAAGACCAAACACAGCCUGAGCCUGAGCAUUGAUGGGCGGAGCUUCUCCACCCCAAACCCUUACCCACAAUCCACCUCUGCCGAGACCAACAACCCCGUCUACCUGGGGGGCUUUCCAGUGGGGGUGAGACAGAACUGCCUGUCUACCAUCUCGAGGUUCAGAGGAUGUCUGAGGAACCUGCAGCUCGUUAAGUCUCACCUGUCUGUCGCUCUGGACCUAAGCUCCGCCCACUUCCUGUCGGGCAUCACUCCCAACUCAUGUCCUGUUUCCAGGCAACGGCCAGCCGGCCUCUGAUUGGUCCAACAGUUUGAUGAGAGUCUGUAGUGUGUUUCUACACAAAUCAUUAAAGCUCAUCUGAAAAGA